UGUUUUUUUUAAAACAAGCUUUGGACCGAGAACCCGGAAAUGAAGCAGUAGGGCGAUGUGGAUAAAUUUGUCGGUUUUCAUUUUAAUUUUUAUACAAUUUUAUUCUGUGUCCCGCCCGGGCAUUAAGUUUGGGGGAUGUUGCUGAUACUGUGCGCCCUGUGUCUUUCUAUUCGUUCGGUUUGCCCAGAGACACACACACUGCAAUAUUUUUACACCUCGAUGACCGGAGAUGAGGAUUUUCCUGAGUUUGUACAUGUUGGACUUUUGGAUGAUGUCCAGAUAACCUACUUUGACAACAGAGUUAUGAAGGACAUUUCAAGACAGACGUGGAUGAACGGAGAACUAGAUGAUGACUACUGGAAGAAGGAGACCCAGAGGCUAAUUAAUCGGCACAAGCUGUCCAUGGCCAACCUCCAGAUAGCAAUUCAACGAACCAACAGAAACAUGACAGAGCUGAACUACCUGCAGUACACAUCAAGCUGCCAGCUGAUUGAUAACCACACGGUGAGUGGGGUCCGCCAGUUUGCCUUCAAUGGCCAAGACCUAAUCAGCUUUGACCUUGAGCACGCCACCUGGGUCACCACCUCCCCCAUCGCGAUCUCCACGAGGGACAAGUGGAACAGUGACAACAGCAACAAUCUCUACAAAAAGCAUUACACAGAGCAGAUCUGUGUCAAGUGGCUCAAGAAGUAUCUUGAAUAUGGAGCCCAGACACUGUCUCGCAAAGCUGUCCCAGAUGUGAAGGUCUACUCCAAGAUGACUCCAGAUGGGGAAAGCCUCUUUCUCCAUUGCCUGGCCACUGGAUUUUACCCACAGGCCAUCACUGUGACCUGGCUCAGGGAUGGCCAGCCUCUUCCCCCACUCAAAAACUCUGGCAUUUUACCCAACCACGACAACACCUACCAGAUAAAGGUGUCCUUGCUGUUGGAGCCUGGGGAGAGACGGCAACACGUCUGUCGUGUGCAGCACAGUAGCCAACCGGAAGGAGUGGAUUUCACCUGGGAGCCAGGCAGUGGAGUAUCUACAUUGCUGAUUGUCCUUAUCCUACUGCCGAUAGUUAUCACUGCUCUGGGAGCUGGCAUCUGGUUGAUAUACAACAGACGCUCAUGCAGAGGAUCCAAGGGGUCUAUAUCUAAAUCAGAUUCUGGUAGCGAACAAUCAGCGCAAAUGAUGCCAAGACAAGAAGGAAAUUGCAGUAGUGAGAAUGGAAAAAUGCUUGUGUAAUGAAGUGUCUGAUCAGAGACUCUGCUUAAAUUGCACUGGUUGACUCGCAGUGUGUAAUCAGGAAGGGGAAUGAAUUACAGUAUACAAAGAUUAAAUCUAAAUUAGAUUCACUAUUUGCUUACCUUUUAUGUUCAAAAGUCAGAAGUGUCCAAUUGAGAUCAUAGAGGCUCAAAACAUGGAAGCCCACUGAGUCCACAUCAACCACUAUGUGCCCAUUUACACAACAAUCCCCUCGAUACUCUCCCAUAUUCCCAUCAACUACCCCGGAUUCCACCACUCACACCAAUGUGAGUUCCAAUUUUUUUUAUUCUUCCCACACUCCUGCAACUUGCACUGGAGACAAUUUAUUCUGGCCAAAAAACCAGAUAUCUUCAAGAUGUGGAGGAAAACUGGAGCAUCCAGUGGAAACUCAGCCAGUCACAGGAAGACUGUGCAACCUGCAUACAGACAGUGCCAAGUGACUCCAUCCCCUGAUAUCUCAGGAUAUGGUCAUUUGACUGACCAAAUGGCUCUGAGUUCAUUGUUCUGACAUUUUAUCCAGAGUUCACUUCCUGUCAUCCAUAUUGUGCCUACGGCACAAUACAGGCCCUUCGGCCCACAAUGCUGUGCUGAACAUGUCCUUAUCUUGGUGCUGACUCCGUGACUCCUACAAUUUUGUCUGGAAUUGGCUGAAAGAAAGCAUGUGACUUCACUUGCUUGAGUUUAGCAUGAGAAGCGUGGCAGUAGUGUAGGCAAGUCAGCUCUUUUAGGAUCAACCGGGCCAAGCUCAACUAGAUUGAACUGAUUUGAAAAUUGAACAAGAGUGAAAAAGAUUGAAAAAGAACAUUGUUAUGUCAGGUUUGAGCUGCAAAAAACCUGUAAAUCUAAACGCUAAUUUUAUUGUGGAUUGUCUGGGUUACCAUUAUGGCCCAUGCCUUUGUAAUAUUGUAUGUGUUGUAAAUAUUUUUACUAGAUUUGUUGCAAAUGCUAAUACAACCCAUGGGUGAAAGAGA
Messenger RNA from Hypanus sabinus (Atlantic stingray), 2216 nucleotides. Its product is annotated as class I histocompatibility antigen, F10 alpha chain-like. Gene Ontology annotation, cellular component: external side of plasma membrane. Lineage: Eukaryota; Metazoa; Chordata; Chondrichthyes; Myliobatiformes; Dasyatidae. Gene Ontology annotation, biological process: immune response. Bases 136 to 1224 code for a protein of 362 amino acids. The record is from RefSeq and is a predicted model, not a curated record. The transcript has 7 exons.